AUGAUAGUCGCUCACGCUCCAAAAACUUAUUUCAGUUCAGGAGAUAUACAAAAAUCAUUGGGUUCUCUUCCUGGAUUUCCAUGGGCGAAAUAUCCCGGAGAAAAACAUCUUCCCAGUCAUAAUUACACCGGUCAAGAUGCCAAAAUUCAACCCACCGGAGCAGUUCAACUUUAUCAAACAGAUUGGCCACAAUGGAAAAGAAGAUUUUUGAGGUAUCGAACAUCUAUUAAACUCGGUGUCGAGGAAGGUGCUAUACAGGUCAGUUCUCUGAUAUAUGCCAUGGGGAAUGAAGCGGAGAAUACCUUCAGUUCCUUCACUUUUGCUGCCGGGGAGAGGGACGAAGACUUUGAUACUGUUUUGCAGAAAUUCGAAGCUCAUUUUAUCCCAAAGCUGAAUCACAUACACGAAAGAGCCGUAUUUAACUCUUCAAAACAACAAGAAUCUACCGAAACCUUCGUCAGACACUUGUAUGAGAUGGCUGAGAGGUGUAACUACGGACAGGAGCAAAAGAAAGAAAAUAUCAGAGACAGCUUAGUGGUCGGAAUCCUGGAUAAGGACUUGUCUGAACGACUUCAACUUGAAGAAGCCGAUCUCGACACUGCUACUCAAAUGGUGAGACAGUCCGAGCUAACUAAAAGUCAAGUCAAGGUCCAGGAGAAUGGUGCGACUAAUGGUGCAACCAGUUCAGUGGUAGAAGAAGUGUAUCGAAGAAAACCACAAAACAAAAGACCUCCGUCAGCUUCGGAAAAUUCGUACUGA
Messenger RNA from Lottia gigantea (owl limpet), 759 nucleotides. RefSeq lists its product as hypothetical. The transcript is spliced from 2 exons. The coding region runs from base 1 to 759 and encodes 252 amino acids. The record is from RefSeq and is a predicted model, not a curated record. Lineage: Eukaryota; Metazoa; Mollusca; Gastropoda; Lottiidae.